Molecule: messenger RNA, 1774 nt
Organism: Drosophila erecta
Lineage: Eukaryota; Metazoa; Arthropoda; Insecta; Diptera; Drosophilidae
Gene: Osi12
Exons: 2
Coding region: 203-1090 (295 amino acids)
Source: RefSeq, a predicted model, not a curated record
AAAGCGCGCCAAGGCUCGGUAUCAGUGUGAUUCGAGCCAGCAGCCAGAGCAAGUAGCUCCCAGUGACUCCAGACAAGGAUCUGUGACCGAAGGACUAACCAACCACCCACCCACCUGUGUGUAGCACCUGUCGCACGGUGUGCCGCGAGUGUUGUCGCCGUCGUUAGCCGGGAAAAAAGUGAAAAGUGCUAAGUGCCUUAGCAUGAUAUUCAAGCAGUGGCCCUGGCAGGCCCUCAUCAGCCUGCUCUCCGUGCUGUUCCUCGCCAGCAGUUGUGGGGCAGCCACCGAGCAGCUGGGCAGCCCACCCAGUCCCAGCCCAUCCCAGAGCGCCGGGGCACGGACCCUGCUGAGGGUCUACGACGAGUGCACCCGCGCCGAGGCCGGAUUCGUGCCAUGUCUGAAAAAGAAGGCCAUAUCCUUCAUCGACCGCCUGGCCCCCAUCGACGCCAUCAACGUGGCCGAUGGCAUCAAGCUGGUGCGCCUGGAAACUGCUCCCCGUCCGCCGGCCGCGAGCGAGAACGAUCUGGAGUCUUCGCUGCCCCGAUCCGGGAGCGACCGGGAUGCCAAGCUCACCCACAUGCUGAUCGAGCGGCUCAGCUACUUCUUCAACGGGCACUCCCUGCAGGUCAGCUUCCCCAAGCUCACAUCCGAGGAGAUUGGACGCGGCCUAGAGGAAGGCCGUGGUAAAAUGAAGAAGAUGAUGGGCAUGAUGAUGAUGGGCAUGGCCAUGAAGAUGAUGGGAAUGAUUCCGAUUGCCAUGGGAGCGCUCUACAUACUGGCAGGCAAGGCACUGAUCAUCUCGAAGAUCGCCCUGCUCCUAGCGGGCAUAAUCGGGCUGAAGAAGCUGAUGUCCGGCAAGUCGUCAGGCGGCAGCUCCGGCUGGUCCUCCGGAGGCGGCGGAGGAGGAGGUGGCUGGUCAUCCGGAGGCGGUGGCGGAGGAGGCGGUGGCUGGGACCGGCGAUCCCUGACCGAGGCCCAGGAGCUGGCCUACCGAGCCCACCACCAGGAGCAGGCGGUCCAUGCCCAGAGCCACCCGCAGCUGCAGCAUCUGCAUCCGAAAGCAGCGGCGCCGCAAGUGGCCAAGUCGUAGGACGGAAAUCUAGAUAGAUAGUGAAGACCAGGAGGAGGAGUGACCCCAAGUGUUAGAUAGCUGCAUUUAUCUUGUGGAUAAAUCACGGACGGCGGACGGAUUGUAAUUAGAUAUACACAUAACUCUCUUUUUGCACUUGCACUGCGGGGCAGGAAUGAUGACUUGAUGCACUUCCAACGGUUCACUCGACGCACUGUGGCACCUAUGGGUACAUCGGAUAAAAUGUAUCCAGAACGUGCGUUCCCACUGGGCACUGCGGAUUUUUUAUAAUGAUUAGUAUUUGCUUUAAUCGAUUAUGUUUUGUUUUAUGUAUCACUCUGCCCUGCUCUGUUCUUCCAGCCGGGUUUACUGUUGCUGAACCCGGCCUUUCUAUCUUUUUUAGCCUGUAUCUGUGUAUCUGCAACUCACUGUGCCUCAAUUCCUAUGGCUAACUGCACUUGCUAUUUUCAAUUACCUGUCGUACUUCCGCUUCUGCAGCCCGUUUCCAAGUCCAACUCACUCCACUGGCGCACUUUGAUUAACUCUAGCCUGUCUAACUGUACGUAGCGACUAAGUGUAAUAAUUUAUUUAACUUUAUUAUUUAUUUACCAGCCGUAAGUGUAAAUUGCAUGUAAGCAGCAAAGUUUUCAAAAAACAGAAAAGCAAAAAAAAUGUACACAAAUAAAAUCACUGAUACCAAGCGAA